Messenger RNA from Sorex fumeus (smoky shrew), 1119 nucleotides. RefSeq names its product C-type lectin domain containing 17A (gene CLEC17A). The transcript is spliced from 12 exons. Gene Ontology annotation, molecular function: signaling receptor activity. The coding region runs from base 85 to 1119 and encodes 344 amino acids. Lineage: Eukaryota; Metazoa; Chordata; Mammalia; Eulipotyphla; Soricidae. The record is from RefSeq and is a predicted model, not a curated record.
CCUGGCUUUUAGAGAAACGGGGAAGUGAGAGGACAUAGACGUCUGGGUGAGAAGGUCCCUGUCUGGAGCCCUGAGGCCACGGGCAUGCUGAACCCUAACUUUAGGCACUGGGACAGUCGAGGGGCCCGAGAGAAGGAAGAGGACGAUGACUACGAGAACUCGGCUCCACCCUACAAGGACCUUCCUCCCAAGCCAGGGACCCAAGAGGUGGAAGAGGACGAUGACUACGAGAACUCGGCUCCAACCUACAGGGACCUUCCUCCCAAGCCAGGAACCAAGAUCGCGAUGCCCCCUGAGCCCUGGAGGCCUGCUAAGAGCGUAGACCUGAAGCUCGGCCCGGUCACCUGGUCAUCUCCUCGGCCUGGUGCACAUCUGGACCAGCCUCCGGCACUGCCACCGCACCCUCCUCCCCCAGCACCCUGGAUGGGCCCCAGGAGCAAGACCGCGGGCUGCCUGCGGCUCCGGAGGCUGGUGAUGCUCCUGUCCCUGCUGCUGUCGCUCUCCGUAGCACUGGGGGUCGCUGCGCUGCUGGUGGCCGUGAUACAGUACCAGGAGCUCGGGAAGGAGCUGAGGGACCUGGCCCUGCAGCAGGCGGCCUGGCAGGCAAACGUGACAGGCCCAGGCGGACUGUCCAGCCUGAGGAAGGACAUUGACCGGAUCCGAGCCAGCACCAACCAGUCCCUGAUGGAGCUUCGCACCUUACUGGAAAGGGUGAAGUGCCCCAAGGACUGGCUUCCCUUCCAAGGAGAGUGCUACUAUUUCUCCCCGAACACCAUGUCCUGGGACGCAGCCCAGGGGUUCUGCCAGAAGCACUUCUCACACUUGGUCAUCAUCAGCAGCCUCGCCGAGCGGAAUUUCAUCACCCAGAUCACCCGCAUCAAGAACACCCAGGGGCACGUGUACUGGCUGGGCCUGACGGACAGGAUGCAGGAGGGGAUCUGGCGGUGGCUGGACGGCUCCCUGCUGACAGAAACACUGAGCUUUUGGGACUCCCACGAGCCCAACGACAGCAAUAGCAAGGAGGACUGUGGGAGCAUGGAUCGCUUCGGGCGGUGGAACGACCUGCCGUGCGAAACCACCAUCUACUGGAUCUGUGAGCGCCUGUGCCCCUGCAGCUGA